Leptinotarsa decemlineata (Colorado potato beetle) is the source of this 1730-nucleotide messenger RNA. RefSeq lists its product as uncharacterized. The record is from RefSeq and is a predicted model, not a curated record. NCBI's taxonomy places the organism in Eukaryota, Metazoa, Arthropoda, Insecta, Coleoptera, Chrysomelidae.
UAUAUAAGAUUGUGUCGAACAUGGCUUUUCAUUUGAUAUUUUUCAGAUAAUCAUGAUAUUUGGUUUUUUAAUUGCAUUGGCUUUACCCAUUUUUGGUUCAACUGUAAAGUUGGGCCUAGAGGAACCAAUUAUCACACUACCGAAUGGAAAAAUUCGUGGAUACGUUUCUAAAACACUGGGAAAACAACAGCCAUUCUUUGCUUACAAGGGAAUACCGUAUGCAGUUCCUCCCAUUGGAAAUUUGAGAUUCAAGGAUCCUCAGCCAGCAAAAAACUGGAACGGGAUUUUCAAUGCAACUUCAAAUACCAAAAUAUGCUAUCAGAUUAGCACCAAAACUCAUAGGCCACAAACUGAGGAUUGUCUAUACAUCAAUGUAUACACAACAGUGGAACCUGGUGCCAACCCCCGUUUACCUGUGAUGGUAAGCAUUUAUGGAGGAAGUUUCACUCACGGUUUCGCGUCCACUGAUACAGUUGGUCCUGACUAUAUUAUGGAGAAAGGAAUUGUGGUAGUGACCUUCAACUAUCGUGUCGGUCCAUUCGGUUUUAUUUCUACUGGUGACGACGUGAUACCAGGAAAUAUGGGACUGAAGGACCAGAAAUUGGCCUUGAAGUGGGUACAUGACAAUAUACAUCUCUUCGGUGGCGACCCAAAUAAAGUUACAAUUCAAGGACAGAGCGCUGGGGGAGCCUCUGUAACUUAUCACAUCCUCAGUCCAUCGUCAUCAGGUCUUUUUAGAGCUGCAAUUGCCAACAGUGGUUCAGCUCUUUGUAUCUGGGCUAACCAAAGGAAUCAUGCCGUUGAUAGGGCCUAUGGCAUUGCACGAGCAAUAAACCCGUCUUUCUCCAGUAAAAAUUCUACAGAGGAUCUUUUGAAACUCUUACUGAGUGUUGAUGCAGAGAAAAUUCAUGAUACUCAGAACAAAUACAAUGCAUGGGGUCCCGUUAUUGAAAUAGAACAUGAAGGUGCCUUCAUCACUGAGUCAAUGUAUGAAGCAGUCAAACACGGACGUAUCAAUAAAGUACCUUUGUUGAUCGGAUUCAAUUCUGAAGAAGAAAUUUCUAAAGCAGCAGAUCUGAAAUACUUGUCAACAAAAUCAUCAUCUUGGGACCAUAACUCAGCAUACCUCAUCAAUGAAGACAUGAAUAUCAAGUCAAAUGUCUCAAUUGAAGCUGGAACAGAAAUUAAGAGGAUAUAUACAGCCAGUAAUUUCACAGAUGAUCUUGGGGCCGUAAUUCGGUGUCUUAGCGAUGACCAGUUCGUCAGAGGAAUACUACGAUUUGCCGAAUUGCAGUCAAGUUACUCCGAUGUAUACGUCUAUGAAUUCUCUUAUCACGGCCGACUAGGGAAAAAUAAUGUGAGCUAUCCAGGUUGUGGAAGAGUGCAGCACGGGGAAGAAGGAAAUUACUUGUGGGCCGGUUCGAAACUAUCUGAUUACCCAAAAUCGGAUGUGACAACGCUAAAUCGUUACGUAGGAUUCAUCACAAACUUUGUGAAUAACCUUAAUCCAACACCAAGAGAAGAAGAAUUAUUUCAACAUUUGAGAUGGCCUACUGUUAAGCCCAGCAACUACCGAUAUAUGGAAAUUGAUGAAAAUUUGGCAGUGAAAGUCAAUCCAAGAGAUGCUAGUUAUAGCAAAUGGGUGCAAGUGUACGACAAAUAUGCCGUUGAACCCUUGAUAUCCUAUUAAUAUUAUACUUAUGCUCGAUAAAAUUGUUAUUUCUUAUUGA